Molecule: messenger RNA, 2700 nt
Organism: Anastrepha obliqua
Lineage: Eukaryota; Metazoa; Arthropoda; Insecta; Diptera; Tephritidae
Product: Krueppel-like factor luna
Exons: 3
Coding region: 350-2572 (740 amino acids)
Biological process (GO): regulation of DNA-templated transcription
Molecular function (GO): RNA polymerase II cis-regulatory region sequence-specific DNA binding; DNA-binding transcription factor activity, RNA polymerase II-specific
Source: RefSeq, a predicted model, not a curated record
UAAUAAAAAGCAAUAUUAAUAAAACAUAAAAUAGCAACGACAACAAUUCAGAGAGAAAAAAAUAUUUAGUCAACGAUACAACGAAGCAAUACUCAACUGUGAGCAAAAAGAAAAUUUUAAAAAUUUAUAUUUAGCAUGAAAAGUUUAAUUGAAGCAUUAGAGACGUUAAAAACGUUUGAAAAUUAUAAAUUAAACAUUAAGAGUAAGUUCACAUAUAAAAAAUAAAUAUCCGGCUACUACCAUACGAACACAAGCAAACAGAUCUAAAAACAACAAACAAUUGUAUGUGUGCAGAAGUUAGGUGUGACCUCUGCUGAAGCGUCUGAAGCAAGUAAGCUUUGUCAACAAAAUGUCCGUCGAUUGCAUGCGACCUUCAAGCAAUAAAAUCAUAAUCACACCAGGUGUCACACUCUGCUAUGCUCAAAACACAUCAGGAUGGCCGCCGCAUCAGCAGACUCGAUCAACUAGUCGCCAACUGGCGCCUGUGAGAUCACAACGACCACCAGUAAGCGCAACGAGUAAAGGAAGGCAUAUAGUAACGCCGAAAAUACCCCCAACGCUUCCAAAGCAACAGCCCACGAUUUUAGUGGUUCGAAAAACAGGUGCAGUGAAGCCUUCACCAAUACCAUCAUUACAAUCAAAAUCUAAAUUGGCAUCACUUCCGCCAUUGUCGCGGAGCACACCAAAGCGAAGCAAUUCUAUCAGGGGAGGGAGUGGUAGCAAUCAGAAACAGAGAAAUGGCCCAGUUAAUGGUGAUCGCAUUAAUUUGGAAUUGGACGGUGCAACAAGUGAUUUGGAAGUCUGUAAACGACUCGAAUGGUCGGCCGCACAAUCUUUAGUCGAAAUGAAUGCGAAAGAAAAACAAAGACGCAGUGCCGCUACAGCACAAUCGGCCACAGAAAGAAAACCGUUGACUACAAUGGAAGUUCCGGAGACAGUAUUAGUGGAAGCGCCGAUUUCUGGAACUGUAUUGAAUGGUCUAAAUUCACAUGACAACGGAGAUAUUGCAAAGCUGGAACAACGUCGUAACGUAGUUAAUUGGAAUGCCAGGCAUAACAACUCCAACACCUCUAAUACCAGCAACAUCUCAUCCGGUAAAUGUGCAACUCCUCUAUCAAACCCUGGCGGUCGUUCGCCCACAGAAGAUGGAAAAGUUAUAUUCUAUGCACCACCUGCAGGCGGCCUCAAUACCAGUCAACCUUCGAGUCACACGCCAUCGUUUAUGAUCAAACAGGAACCAACAUUGCCGGCAUUUUAUCGCGAACGCAGUAUCGAGGAGACCGAAGCAGCCCACGAUCUACUUUCACUAUCGCAAAGUCUACCGCCAUUAACCCCGCCUUGCGUCGUCACUAUCCUGCAUCAGGAGUCGUCAACUAACCACAACCCUAACAGCACAACGCACCAUCAAAAUCAACUCCAACACCAAACACAACAAAAACCCAUCAUGCAUGAGAUAUCCAGUGCUUCCAAACAGCAGAGAGUCGUUCCCCCACCACUCUGUGCUGCCACAAUUGCCGCGGAUAAUUUUACCAUAUUCACUGUACAAGAGGUCCCAACGCCGCCACACACGGCAGCGUCCCUUGAUCAAGGUCCGCCAAAAAUACGUUAUAUAACCAGUGGCAACAGCAACUCAUACGACAGUCACACAGGCGCAAACACACCUGAUCACUCAGAAAACUGCUCGCCGUUAACUCCACCAAAUUCAGAUCAUUCAUCCGAUAUUGACAUCGAUAUGUCAUCCUCCUCGGACUCGGGCCAUUCUAACUCGAAUUAUCAACCAACACUUAAGUUGUGGAUCGAUGAGCCAGGUGCAUACAAGACACGACGUUCUUCGACAAUGCCAACUGAAGAAGCAUCCGAUGCAAAAAUAAGUCAUUCCGUCAAACUCGGCCUUAAUAUAUUGGAUGGCCGCACCAAAGCGAGCCGCUGUGGCAAAGAACCAAUAGAAUCACAUACAGUUGGUACUUUUGACUCCAACGUCACUAACACCGACUCCUAUGUGAAAAAGAAACGUGGCAGCUACAAAUGCUCUGAGUGCGGCAAACAGUACGCGACUUCUAGUAAUCUUUCACGCCAUAAGCAAACGCACCGCUCGCUCGAUUCUCAAUCGGCAAAAAAAUGCAAUACUUGCGGCAAAGCAUAUGUUUCCAUGCCAGCUCUUGCCAUGCAUCUACUGACCCACAAACUUUCGCACAGUUGCGACAUUUGCGGGAAACUAUUUUCACGACCAUGGCUGCUACAAGGUCAUCUACGCUCACACACCGGGGAGAAACCGUAUGCUUGCUCGCACUGUGGCAAAGCCUUCGCUGACCGUUCCAAUUUACGAGCCCACAUGCAAACGCAUUCGAUCGACAAAAAUUUUGAAUGCAAACGUUGCCACAAAACAUUCGCUCUGAAGUCUUACCUAAACAAGCAUCUGGAGUCAUCAUGUCUCAAGGAUGUCAUGGGUAUCGAAGACGCAGCAGAUUUGUACGGGGGUAAUAGCACAGGCGAUAGAGGCAAAGGCGAAGAAGGCGAGUCACCAACCGUUCAAAGCAGUGAUGACAACGACGAAGAUAUUGUCGUAGCAUAGCCGCCGAGAGCUGAGAAAAAGAAAUAAAACGAAUAACGUUGCUGCUCCUUACCAAGAGUUACCUCCCCGAGCUGGGCAUAUUCCGGUCUAUAUACGUGAAGAUAACCAGCCGCUAAGCGAAAUCCAUC